Etheostoma cragini (Arkansas darter) is the source of this 3628-nucleotide messenger RNA. RefSeq lists its product as uncharacterized. NCBI's taxonomy places the organism in Eukaryota, Metazoa, Chordata, Actinopteri, Perciformes, Percidae. Gene Ontology annotation, cellular component: nucleus. The transcript has 11 exons. Gene Ontology annotation, biological process: regulation of transcription by RNA polymerase II. The coding region runs from base 245 to 3130 and encodes 961 amino acids. Gene Ontology annotation, molecular function: transcription cis-regulatory region binding. The record is from RefSeq and is a predicted model, not a curated record.
ACCACCGAAGCUAAAGAUGCUUCAACUGCCGUUUCACUGGGACUUCAACAUUAAGUUGUACUCUGUGGCAAACUUUGGCCACACCUAGAUCCUGUCCCAUUUCCACACAAACAACAAAAAACACACACACACACACACACAAAAAAGCCUUUUUUUUUUUUUUUUCUGGUGCGUUUGUUUGUGUGACGGCGAGUCCCGGCGGUGUAACCGGAGAGGGGCCUCGGAGAGGGAAUGCAGGACUGCAAUGGAGCACAAUGCAAUACAGUGGUUGGGUGCCCCCUCCUGCCAGCGAGGCAGCUACGCCUUCUACAAGUCGGUGAGCAGCAGAGCUCGACCUGACGGGCCCGUGGAGGUGUGGAAGCUCGGGGAGUUUUACUUCAUCCGAUGCGGGCCCCAGGACCCCGUGUGCAUCGCGGAGGUGACGUUACUAUGGGAGGACAAAACACAGCGCCACCUGCUGGCCAGCGCCAGGCUCUACUUCCUGCCCGAGGACACGCCGAAGGGCCGGACCCGGGAGCACGGAGAGGUGGGUCAAAGGUCUCGCGGCAUCUGGCCUUCGUAUCUGCGUGAGAUAAUGGGCUCGUUGGAGAUGACCCAGAUGUGUAGAUCCCAUCCAGACUCGGCCCCGGGUGUCUCCAACGGCCAUAACGACUGUUACAACAGACCCGAGCUCCAGCAAACAGAGCGGCUUCCGCCUGAUCCUCCUGAUCCUCCCGAUCCUCCUGAUCCUCCUGAUCCUCCCGAUCCUCCUGAUCCUCCCGAUCCUCCCGAUCCUCCCGAUCCUCCCGAUCCUCCCGAUCCUCCUGAUCCUCCCGAUCCUCCUGAUCCUCCCGAUCCUCCCGAUCCUCCCGAUCCUCCUGAUCCUCCUGAUCCUCCCGAUCCUCCUGAUCCUCCCGAUCCUCCUGAUCCUCCCGAUCCUCCUGAUCCUCCUGAUCCUCCCGAUCCUCCCGAUCCCCCCGAUCCUCCCGAUCCUCCCGAUCCUCCUGACGACGAGCCCACGGCGGUUGCAGAACCAGGACACGACGUGGCGGAGCGGCACGGCAUCAAGAUCCUCAGCUACCCGCAGUACUGCCGCUUCCGCUCCCUGCAGAGACGCCUCCAGGACGGAGCCAGGGGGCCGGGGCUGCAGGACCCCCACCUGCUGGCCCUGGGGGGCGUCAGGACCAGGACCAGCACCCGGCUGAUGUACUGCAGGGACACCUUCAACCACCCGACGCUGGAGAGCAGCACCAACUUCUCCUGGCAGUUCAGAUGUCCGUCUUUUAGUCUUCGAGGGCGACCUCGCAAGAGGAGAGGCCGAGACGGGAAAGACUCCCCGAACUCCAGCCAAUCAGAGUCCUGGAUCGAGCGGAUGAAGGUUUGUUCUCCAUUUGACCUCUUCCUCAUGUACUCGGUGGUCAAGCGGCUCGGCGGCUACAAAAAGGUGACAUUGGACCGUCUCUGGAAAAUAGUUUAUAACGAGCUGGGAGGAUGCCCCGGCAGCACCAGCGCUGCUACCUGCACCAGGAGACACUACGAGAGGCUCAUGCUUCCUUACGAGGACCACCUCAGAGCGGCAGGAGCCGAAUUCAAAAUCCCAGAAUCCCCCAUGCCUCCGAAACCCAGAGGGAUAAGAGGAAGGAAACCACUUCAGAGGGGCAGAAAACCAGGAUCCAAAGCCAAGGACAAGAAGCUGACAACCCCGGCUGCUCCUACUUGUACUGUGGUGAACCCCAACGGCAGCGUGGUGGUGAAGAGGGGCCGAGGCCGGCCGCCGGGCACGCGCAACAAGGCCACGCUGAUCGCCCAGGCCAAGCUGGUGGCCCAGCAUCAGGCCAAGGCCAGAGCAGCAGCCGAGUCCCAGCUGCAGAGUCCUCUGGUCCCAGGCCGGGUCGGAGGGGGGCCGACCCCCAGCACCACACCCAGGCCCAUCCAGCCGGCGGUCCUCCCUGUCAACAUGCCCCUCACCCCCGACCUCUCCCCCAUGUCCGCCCCCUUCCUCCCCUUCCAGCCCAAACCGAAGGAGCUGAAGCCGGGCAGAGGGGAGUCUGGGGCUCCGGCCGUGGUCCUCUCCACUCUGCCUCGCCACUUCGUCGGAGGACCUCUGGGCGGCUUGAGUCCCAUCAAAGGCGUCUGUCCUCUAGAUGUCUUCAGGAACCGCAUCAGCCUCCAGAGAGGCCCGGAGAGCCCGGCCCUGACGCCCCAGGACCCAACCCAGCACCAUCCGACCAUCUACACCCUCCAGCCCAAAAUUGGAAGCCCGGACACGUCUCCUCCCAGCGGGGACCAGCUUCAGCCUCAGCUCCACCCGCUCCACCAGCAGCACAACCACUGCUCCGGGUGUAAUGUGGACGAGGCGGCCCAGAGAGGAAGCAAUCGGGACGCCAGGAACCGGCCUCCAUUGCCCCCUCUCCGGGUCCUGCCUUUAAACCUGGACUGCAGCGUUCAGGUGUGCCAGCUGAUGAGGACUCGUCUGGGCUCGUCCCAGUUCCAGACCUUCACUCGCCGACUGUCUGAGGCUCUGUCCCAAGACCUGAGCCCCAAGCCCCCCUGUUCCCCCAUCACACCUCCCCCCGAGCAGGCGCUGCCUCUCAACCUCAGCAAGCGCUUCGCGGCCAAGAGACCCAGCACAGAGGGGCCAGAGGCGGGCCUGGCAGCAAUCAACGGGAACACGGAUCAACCCCCAUCCAAGAGACCCAGACUGGGCUGCACGGAUCUGGUCGAAGAUUUCGGCCCGGGCAGCCGGCCCAGCUCUGCAGGAAGUGAAGGAGGAGAAGAGCAGGAUGUGGAGAUGAAGAACCAGGAGGAACCCGCAGACCUGAGCUCCCCCAGCCGUAUCAGGGCCUUCCUGCUCGGGCUGCCACCCUUCCAGGUGAAAUUCGAGGAGGAUCUGAACGGGACGAGGUUUGGGAAAUUUCUUCCUCCAGAACCUAUGGCUGAAACCCAGCGGACCGAGACAGAGACAGGAGAGGGAGGAGUGGCGGUAAAGGAGGAGGAGGGGGGGGUGGAAAUAGAGCGAUGUGAAACUGAGAGAAGCAAGAAAGUACAGAUGUCGGAUCAGCAGGAGAAAGAUCUCACCCGCCUCUCUGGUCCCGGUCCUGCAGAGCUGAAAAGAGCCGGGCCCUCAAACACCGAGUCACACUGUUUUUAGCAAUAUUCCCUCUGUCGAUACUAGAAUUUUGUGAUCAGAAAACUGUCGGAUAAAUCUGGGAUUAGUCGCUUUUGGAGUGUGGAAAGCGGUAUCCACGGCGGGGCUUUGGUGUUGGUUUUGGACGCCGGACGGUUCAGCGGUCAGCCCGGCUCCGAUUAAUGCCUAAACAGCAGGGAUGUUUCUUUGCUUCCUAUUUGAGCAACAUUUGAACUCACAACUUCUCAUUGUUUCCCAUCCUUGUUGUUGCUUGUUUUCUGAUCAUGUCGUUGGUUGAACUCUGCAGAGGAGUGACGACACUGAGACUCACGACAAUCACAAAUCAGUUUCUCUUCCUUUCUCUGUUGAUUUCUGUCUCUUUAAGGUAAAAAAAAAAAAGAAGAAACAGAGGAGUGAGACUGUGACUAUUUAACAAACACUGCCGAAACCCUCCAUAACACUAUUAAUUACACUAUUCAAUAUUACAGUGAAAUAUUGAAUAAGAUCAAUAUUACUUCAAAU